AUAAAGCAAAUAAAUAUCAACAGAUAAAACAAAUCGACGAACAAAUAUCAAAACUUUCUGAAGCAAUGGAACAAAACGAUGAAAUCAUUAACCAAUUGGACGCACUUUACAAGGAAAAAUAUGAUUUACAAGUUCAAGCUGAAGUAAACGAUCCCGAGAUUCGAUGGAAGUUUAAAAAUGAUAUGGUCGAUAUGUCUAUACCUGUUUAUCGUCAUUUAAAAGAAAAGCAUUGGAAAUCUGGUCCUCUUCCAAAAUUGAUGGAACGUAUAACGCAAAUGUAUGUUGUGCCUGAUGUAUUUCCGGACUUGGUGCCCACAAUGAACCUUGAAUUCAAAUUUGAUGAUGAAUUGGUUGAACCUGGAUGGUUUCAACGGCCUAUGAGAACAAUAAACCCUCCUACAAUUAUUAUGAACAAUUUUCAUGUAGAAACGCGCUUGUACACUCUCAUUAUGGUGGAUCCAGACAUGCCUGAUGUAGAAAAUAAAAGGUUUCAAACGCAAUGGCAUUGGUUAAUAACAAAUAUUCCUAUAAAUGCUACAAAAACUGAUAUCUCGGGUGGAACAGAAAUCUUGCAGUACGUGCCACCACAUCCACCUAAAGGCACUAAAUAUCAUAGAUACACCUUAGGUGCUUUUGAACAGUCUGUUGGUAAAAUCGAGGUUACCAAAGCGGAUCUAAUAACGAACGUUCGCGAGUUCGCAAGUAAAUAUAAUUUGAUAUUAAGUGGGGCUACAUUUUUUCGCGAAGUAUGGGAUAAGGAUGUUGGUUCAAUUUAUAGAGAUCGAUUAGGUAUCCAUGAGCCAAUAUAUGGCAAACUACCUAAGGUGGACCAUUACUUGGACGCGACCG
Messenger RNA from Racocetra persica, 849 nucleotides. The record is from the annotation of a GenBank genome assembly. Lineage: Eukaryota; Fungi; Glomeromycota; Glomeromycetes; Diversisporales; Gigasporaceae.